Molecule: messenger RNA, 1906 nt
Organism: Gossypium raimondii (Peruvian cotton)
Lineage: Eukaryota; Viridiplantae; Streptophyta; Magnoliopsida; Malvales; Malvaceae
Exons: 8
Coding region: 250-1767 (505 amino acids)
Molecular function (GO): protein binding
Source: RefSeq, a predicted model, not a curated record
UAGUCCUGGUGCAAUUGCAAUUGUUGAGGGCGAACCGGUUGAACCGGUCGGACCUCUAACCGGUUCGAUCACCGGUCGGUUCUGAAAACAUUUCUUAUAAGAGCUUUCUAAUGUUGCUUUUGGGUUCUUGAAAAUUAACAUUUUGCCAUUAAAGAACAACCUUACUGUGAAGUUGAAAGGGCCAUAAAUUCUACUUAUUUUCUGGCCAAAAAUAAAAAAUUCUACUUAUUUUCUCCAAAAUUCGAAAAAAUGGCGGAGCCACCAGCUUCACAGCCGCAAACGGCAACGACAGAGGCGGCGACAACAAAAAUCACCGAUUUGGACGAAGAUUCAUUGGCUCAUUGCGCCACCUACCUCAGCCUACAGGACCUUUCAAGCCUCGCCAUGACCUCCAAAUUUCUCAAGAAAAUCGCUUACUCCGACUCCAUCUGGCUCCACCGCUUCAGCCUGCGUUGGCCGCUAGAAAUGCUAUCCAGCUCUUCAUCAGGAGUGAGGCAGGCGUAUUUGGAUUGGCGUACGGCGUUGCAUCAGUUUAAAUUUGCUGAUCCUUUCGUCCUCGAUUUAUAUACUGAAGCAAGGCAUUUUGAUCAUAUACUUCUUGAUAAGAAUGAUAUUAUCUUUUCUCAAGGUUCUAUCAUAAGAAUGAUGAAAACCGACAGCUUCUUGGGCGGUGGCUCACUUGUUAGGAUGAGUGAUCAUAAUGCAAGAAUCACAUGCAUGAGAUUGUUUCCACUUAAUGAAACUUCUUUAGUUCGGAGUGAGAUACAAAGAGAAGAAAACGUUCUGGUAACCUCAAGUUGUGAUCACUCAAUUCGUCUAUGGUGGAAGGGCGCUUGUCAUCGGUGCUUUAGAGGUCAUAAUGGUGCUGUUUCCACCUUGUCAGAUAAAUUAUUAGGUGCUGGUGGCGUCAAAGUGUUGGCAAGUGGUGGGGAAGAUGGCACUGUUCGCCUCUGGUCCCUUAGCUCUAGUGGAAAACGUGGCCAACAAGCUUUAAAGGCUACACUUUAUGGGCAUCAGAAACCUAUUUCAUUGAUGUCAGUUGCAGGGCACAAACCUUCCCUUUUGGUGACUAUGUCAAGGGAUUCUAAGGUGAGAGUUUGGGAUACGAAUACAUCAUCAGCUGUUCGUUCUUCUUGUUGCGUGGGAAUGACUUCCUUGCCGGGUGCACCUGUGGACAUGAAAUGCGAUGAGGCAUUGCUCUACAUUGCAGCUGGUUCCUCUGUUGUGGUAGUUGAUUUGAGGACAAUGCGAAAGGUUAACACUGUAGCAAUAUGCCAACCAAAACUGUACUCCUUUGCAAUUAUGCCCUCCAAAUCUUUAAUUUGUACCGGUGGAUUUGGCAAAGCAUUGCUUUGGGAUAUCAGGAGAAGCCAAGAGGCAUCAAAACCAAAAGCGGUUACAGAGUUGGAUGGUCAUAUGGGUUCAGUGUCACUAUUACAUAUGGAUCCAUAUAAAAUAGUUACUGGAGGGCUGGGAGAUAACUUUGUUAAUGCUUGGGAGAUUGACACUGGCAAACAAACAAACUCUUUGCUUUGUAAUCGUCCAGAGCUUGGAAAUACCAAUAUCGGAUGUUCGGCCAUGGCUGUGAAUGCAUGCAGAAUCGCUACUGCUAGUUAUGGUGAAAGUCAGGGACUUGUCAGUUUCCGGGAUUUCUCCGGUGCAGUUCGUCCGACUUCUUCAAAAUGCAAUGAUGACGAAGAAGAAGCGGAUGUUUGGAAAUUUUGGGGUACACAAACAUAUAGUGAUUCAGACGGCUCUAAUGAAUGAUUGCCUUGCAUCUCUCUUCUUUAAACAUAACAUUGGUUUAUGCAGAUGAUUAUAAGGUUAACAGUGAGAUGCUUUACUGGGGCAUAUGUCUAUGUAGUUUUAUGAAAUUAAAAAGAAACUCGAGGCAUUUCUUUGUUGA